Molecule: messenger RNA, 416 nt
Organism: Arabidopsis arenosa
Lineage: Eukaryota; Viridiplantae; Streptophyta; Magnoliopsida; Brassicales; Brassicaceae
Source: the annotation of a GenBank genome assembly
AAAAAAAAGUUUAACACGAAUUCCAUUUUAUUCAAACCCAAUUCUCCUAUCCACAAAGAUGAAGUUGGUAGUUUUCUUCGCGUUCUUGCUCAUGUUUUCAUUGUGUUCUUCAGGGUUGAAGGAGGACCUUGGUGUUACUCAUAUUGAUCAAUAUUCCUCAGGCAAGGUUAAAGAGAGUAUUGAGAAUCUGAUGGACUAUCCAGAACCUGGUCCCAACGAACCUGGACGACGUUAUCCUGGACGUCCACAUGGACCACAUCCUCCGCAUCUUAGGAAGAAGAAGAAGAACCCAUAAUGGAGAACAAAUAAUGUAGUAUAUAUUGAUGAUGCAACGUUUUAUAAUAUACUGGAGAAGAAAUAUAUGUAAUAUUGAUUCAAUCCAUCCUUAAAAUCAUCAAUAAAUUCUAACUACUAGU